Molecule: messenger RNA, 2232 nt
Organism: Catharus ustulatus (Swainson's thrush)
Lineage: Eukaryota; Metazoa; Chordata; Aves; Passeriformes; Turdidae
Exons: 6
Coding region: 600-2204 (534 amino acids)
Biological process (GO): SCF-dependent proteasomal ubiquitin-dependent protein catabolic process
Cellular component (GO): SCF ubiquitin ligase complex
Source: RefSeq, a predicted model, not a curated record
UUUUUUUUUCCCUCUCGGGACCUCAUUCCAGGUGCUGCCGGCGCUAGGACCCGGCUCUGGAGCCUGCGCCCUGCACGGCUGCACCACCGCAGCCCCCGCAGCCCCCUCCUUCCCACCCCGACCCCGCGGGAUCAUUCCCGGAUCAUUCCCGGCGCAUUCCCGGCUCCUCCGGGGGGGAUCGAUGAUGCUCCGUAGCCACAGCAACACCCGGACACGCCGAGGAUGCAGCGGGAGGCUCCACCCAGCUCCGCGUUUGGGAAUGGAGGGAGAAAGCAAAGAAGGAAAGAAUCGCUCCAAGGUCACCUGGGCAGGUGACAAACACCCAGCACAUUCCAGAAAUUCCCGAUGAGCUCGCACAGACACAGAAUUUUUUAAAAACCACCACGAGAACCCAAAAAUGCUGCGUGAAAUCGGAGCCUGCCUGCAGUGGAACAGCCCAGGAAUUCUGGAAUCCCAAAAUUUCCUGACCAGUCCAGAGGGAGGAAUGGCACCAGGACCAACACAUCUCACACAGGGACACCACAGCCCUGUCCCGGUUAAACCCGGGAUAAAUCCCGGAGCCCAGGGAUCCCGUCCCGGAGCCGCCGGGAGCUGCGGGGAUGCCCCAGCAGCGGGCAGUGCCCACGCUGACCACGCUGUGCCUGCAGAACCUGGCCCAGCACAUGCAAAGCCUCUGGGUCAAGGACUACAGUGACAAUUACCUGGACGAGUACGAGUUCCGCUUCCUCGUGGGCCCCUUCAACGACCUGGCCAGCGGGCUGGUGCAGGAGCUGCUGCAGCUGCUGGGGACGAGCCGGCGGCUGUCACGUGCAGCGCUGCACCUGCUGCUGCUGCCACACCUGCGCCAGCUCAGCCUGCGGCCCUGCCCCGCGCUCGCCAACAAUGCCCUGGGACACCUGAUCGUCCUGCGCUGCCAGGGCCUGAGCGUGCUGGACCUGGGCGGCUGCGGGCGGCUCUCGCCGGCCGUGCUGGUGGACCUGGCCGAGGGGCUGCCACACCUGAGCCGCCUGGGGCUGGCCCACACCCAGGCCAACGUCCAGGUGCUCGCAGCCGUGGGCUCCUGCUGCCGCCACCUGCGGGAGCUCGACGUGAGCGGCUGCAAGAAGGUGACACCGCGUGCCCUGCGGCACCUGGGCUACGACCUCCUGGCACGGACCCCGGGCUGCCCCGCGCUCCACGUCCUGCUGGCCCGCGACCUGGAGCACACCGAGGAUGGGGACAUGGUGGCUGCUGUGGCCUUCCUGCUGCUGGCCCUGCCGUGCCUGGAGGUGCUGGCACACGGUGCCCUGCCCGAUGCGCUGCGGCUGCUCCACUCGCGGCAGCUGGAUGGCACCGAGGACUCCGAGGGUUUCCCCUCGCUGAAGGAGCUGGGGGCUGCACAGGAGGGAGCUCAGCUCAGGCUGCCCCUGCGGCAGCUGGAGGAGGUGCAGGAGGAUGUCCUGGGCACUGUCCACGCCGUGUGUCCCCAGGCUGAGGAGGUCAGCGUGUGGCUGGGGGACAGUCCCAGCCCCUCAGGGCUCCGGGAGCUGCCGAGCUGGAAGCGCCUGUCCCGGGUGACGCUGGGCUGCUCCGGGCGGCACGGCCGGGCGCUGGCAGAGGUGCUGCCCCUGGCACAGGGUCUGGGCACCCGCCUGCACAGCCUGACCCUGCACGGCUUCAGCUGCCGGGACCCGCUCUCACUGCCCACCCUGCUCGCCAACUGCCCAGGCCUGCAGAGCUUCAGCGCCGAGCUGGAAGUUCCACCAGACCCCCACACCCAAGACGAGCCCCCCGAGGACCCCCCUUCCCCGCCACCACGCUGGGCCACCGACCUACUGCCCCAGGGGCUGCCCCGGCUGCAGCGAUUCUCGCUGACCCUGGCCGGGCCCGUGCCGGCCGCGCACCGCCCGGUGCUGAGCUCCACGCUGGCCUCGCUGCUGUGCGGGGCCCUGCAGCUGCAGACCCUGCGCCUGCUGGCCGUGCCCUUCCAGCUGGACUCGGUGCUGGAGCCGGCGCUGGCGGGGCCGGCGCUGCGGGAGCUGCGGGAGCUGUCGCUGGCCGAGAGCCGCGUGUCCCCCGGCACCGUGUGGCUCCUGCUGGGCUCCGACGGGCCCCUGCGGCGCCUGGAUCUGUCCCGCUGCCCCGACAUCCACCGGCGAGACUACGACAGCUUCCUGCAAGCCGUGAGGAAGCAGCGGCUGGACCUGGACAUCACCUGGGAGUAGCGGGUUUUUAAUAAAAGUGUGGCAGUCA